AUGGGAGCUCUAGCCCGGGAAAUGGCGGGAGCUUUGAGGGAGUCUAUGAAUUUGUUGAGAGUGGAGAAUCAAGCCCGAGAGAACACUGUAGAGUCAAGGGCGAGUUUUCUUACCAGGGAGUUUUUGCGGGCUAAACCGGAUGAAUUCUAUGGUGGUCCUGAGCCCAAGAAAGUGGAUGAGUGGCUCGAGCAAACAGUGAAGACAUUUGAGAUGCUUCACAUUGAUGAUAGCGAGCUGAGAGUGACUCUAGCGAAUAAGUAUUUACCUCCUGCUGCUAGGAAGAGAUUGAGACAAGAGUUCAAAGACCUCAAACAGCUCGACAUGACCGUGGCCGAGUUCGAGGCACUCUACUCAAGUUUAUCUAGAUUUGCACCAGAGUUGGUGGCAACGGAAGAGCGCCGUUGCAUUGAAUUCGAGAAUAAGUUAAAAACCAAGAUUUUCUUUAAAAUUGUUGGGAACAUGAUCCGGAACUAUGACCGCCUUGUAGAGUCGACAACAUACAUAGAGGUUUCCAUGCAAGCCAAGGAGGAGAGGCUUCGGAGUUCGAGGUCUAGGAGCCAUGAGUCUCAAGGAGGCUAUAGGGAGAAUAAGAAGAGCAGGGGUACUUUUUCAUCCCAGACCCAACCACAGCAGUCUAAAUUCACUUUUCCUUUGCCUAGUUUGGGUUCGGGGAGAAGUCCAUCAGGUGGCUUCAUGUGUUUCAAGUGUGGCCAGCCAGGUCACAAAGCCUUUUUGUGCCCACAAAAGGGAGAAGGGCAGUUGAUGUUGCCACCACCACCACCUAACCAAUCAUAG
Camellia sinensis is the source of this 795-nucleotide messenger RNA. The record is from RefSeq and is a predicted model, not a curated record. NCBI's taxonomy places the organism in Eukaryota, Viridiplantae, Streptophyta, Magnoliopsida, Ericales, Theaceae.